CUGACCCCGGGAGCUCCAGGCGUCAAGCUCACCGCGCGGUCCUCCUCACUUAAUCACUUCUCCUCUUCGCCUUCAUUGAUCAUCUAUUUGCUUGUUUCUUUCUUGACUCUCACUUACCGCAAAGAUGUGAGUUUAUCGCUGGUCAUCACUGUGAUUUCACAAAUGGUUCUCUUGGGUAUCGCCGGCAAGGACUUUGUCAUUCUUGCAGCAUCCAAGGCCGCAAUGCGAGGCCCGACAGUUCUCAAGGCCGAGGAUGAUAAGACACGACAGCUGAACAAGAACACACUUAUGGCCUUUUCUGGAGAGUCUGGAGACACUGUUCAAUUCGCCGAAUAUAUCCAAGCCAACGCUGCGCUUUACAGCAUGCGGAAUGAUACCGAACUCAGCCCCUCCGCCGUUGCCAACUUCGUUCGAGGAGAAUUGGCGCGUAGUCUGCGAUCUCGGAGCCCUUACACCGUCAACCUACUCCUCGGUGGCAUAGACCCUGUCACUGAGGCUCCCCAUCUGUACUGGAUUGACUACCUUGCGUCAUUGGCUCCUCUACCAUAUGCCGCUCACGGAUAUGCUCAAUACUACUGCCUAUCGAUUCUCGACAAACACCACAACCCUAACAUCAACCUUGAUGAGGGACUCAAGCUCCUCACUUUGUGCACAGAUGAGCUGAAGCGCAGACUACCUAUCGACUACAAGGGAGUCUUGGUAAAGGUAGUGACGAAGGACGGCGUCAGGGAAAUAGAGGUUGAUAACGAUAAGGUGGUCAAGAGUGCUUGA
Messenger RNA from Penicillium nucicola, 771 nucleotides. RefSeq names its product proteasome core particle subunit beta 4 (gene pre1). Gene Ontology annotation, molecular function: peptidase activity. The record is from RefSeq and is a predicted model, not a curated record. Gene Ontology annotation, biological process: proteasomal protein catabolic process. The transcript has 5 exons. NCBI's taxonomy places the organism in Eukaryota, Fungi, Ascomycota, Eurotiomycetes, Eurotiales, Aspergillaceae. Gene Ontology annotation, cellular component: cytosol; nucleus; proteasome core complex.